Molecule: messenger RNA, 677 nt
Organism: Stylophora pistillata
Lineage: Eukaryota; Metazoa; Cnidaria; Anthozoa; Scleractinia; Pocilloporidae
Molecular function (GO): calcium ion binding
Source: RefSeq, a predicted model, not a curated record
CUCAAGGUGUUCCUGACACCAAAACUAUUCCAGUGGGUCUAAGGAAGAUGCAAGAACAGGGAUUGAUCAAUCCUAUCAUUGAGAUAGAUCUGGCCACAGAGAGCAUUGAUUGGGAGAAGUUCACCACGGAGGACGUGUGCCAGCUGCUGACCGAAAGAUUCAAAUGGAGCCGAGCUUAUCUGUCCCCAGAUGCUAAGAUCCUUGUAAAUCUGCGGGACUUUCCGGACGCCAUGGUCUAUGAAAUGGAGCGGUUGUUUACUGUUGUGGACUAUCUUGCGUCCAGGCCUGCAGCUGAACGUCCUUUUGCAAUCAUGUUUGAGGAGCCAACAGGCAAGUUUUUACCCGAGGAGGUUGGAGCUUGGACUGCUGGUGUACGUAAGAUCAUGGAUUCCCAUGAGUGGACUUCUGGACACCUCUUGGCUCAUGUUCACAAGAAAUGGGCUCUUGGAGAAAUGGUGCAGCUUGAAUGCCUUGUCAACGGAGCUAACGGUAUCUGGGCAAGCCUCUGCGAGGAAGGAGCUAAUGCAUUUCAUUACAUUUCGGCUUAUAUACCUGAUAAGUGGGUUCUUCCAUGUUUAGAAUUUGGUCCCAAUACCAUUACAAGUGAUCUUCUGAGUGGUAUAACAUGCCUGAUAACUGUUGCGUGCCGCUAUCCUGUAAGAGCGGAUAUCGAGUAG